This is a messenger RNA of Labrus bergylta (ballan wrasse), 439 nucleotides long. Lineage: Eukaryota; Metazoa; Chordata; Actinopteri; Labriformes; Labridae. The record is from RefSeq and is a predicted model, not a curated record.
CACCUCUGUCUCACCUCUCCUCCUGCUUCCCACAAGGCAAACGCUGCCAUGUCUCUCCACGCCUCACCCGCCCCCUUCCUCCUCCUCCUCUUCGUCUUCCUACUCCCCCUCCCCCACUGCCAGGCGGAGUCCCAACGCACCGAGCCCAGCAGCGACCCCGACCUGCGGGGCGUCUCCCCCUCCAUGUUCCCCUCCUUCUCCUUCCCGCCCUCCUUGUCUUACGCCUUCAGCAACAUGUCGAGUAAGAAGAACAAAUGUGAGGAGGUGCCGACAUGCAAGCCGGGCAUCCUGCUGCCCGUCUGGGUCUCCGACAGACAGGGACUCGGGGACCAGGUGGCCCGAGCCGUGGUCUACUUCGUGUCCCUCAUGUACAUGUUCCUGGGAGUGUCCAUCAUCGCUGACCGCUUCAUGGCGUCCAUAGAGGUCAUCACAUCACAGG